Messenger RNA from Daktulosphaira vitifoliae (grape phylloxera), 748 nucleotides. Its product is annotated as cystatin-like. Bases 126 to 542 code for a protein of 138 amino acids. NCBI's taxonomy places the organism in Eukaryota, Metazoa, Arthropoda, Insecta, Hemiptera, Phylloxeridae. Gene Ontology annotation, molecular function: cysteine-type endopeptidase inhibitor activity. The transcript has 5 exons. The record is from RefSeq and is a predicted model, not a curated record.
GAUAAUAGAUAGUAUAGUAUAGUAUAGUUUGUUACCGUUUAAUUAUUCGUUUUGCUUUAUUACUGAAAACAAGUUCGUUAAUAUAUCCUAUUUUUGAAUUGUACUACAGAAGAAAAUUAACUGUCAUGAUGAUGAAAUUACUCGUUUGCCUGUGUUUAGUAUUGGUUGCAAUAAGUUUAACCAAGGCAAUACCUGGUGGUUUUAAAAAAUUAGAUGUCAAUAGUGAUGCAGUAAAAAGUAAAGCUCAAUUUGCUUUGGAAUCGAUUGCCCAACAAACUGGUACAAACCGUUCAUUAAGAUUGGCUAAAAUUGAAUCAGCCGAAUCUCAAAUAGUUUCUGGAGUGAACUAUAGAAUAGGUUUGGUAGUUUGUGAACAAGAUUCAGCUAAAGAAAAUCAAUUAAUUAAUAAGGACUGUCGUUACUGUGCCAUAAGUGUUUGGGAGCAAUCCUGGUUAAACAGCACAAAAGUGACGAAUGUAAAUUGUUCAGAACCAGGAAAUCUUGAAUCAUUAUCAUCUGCAUCUUUAAAUAAAAUGGAAUAAUAAUGGUAUAACACUAUAAUUAAUCUUUUUAGUUGUAUUUAAAAUAUAUAAUGUUCCGUUUUAUUCAAAGUUGCAGAUAUCUUUGAAUAAAAUGGAAUAAUUUUAUUUAUUGAAAUCUAUAACAUUGUUUUUUAUAAUAUUCUCAGUAGUGUGAAUUAUUCUAUUUAUAUACAAUUAUAUAUAUAUUAAAUUACAUAUACACAAUA